Penicillium argentinense is the source of this 480-nucleotide messenger RNA. RefSeq lists its product as uncharacterized. Bases 1 to 480 code for a protein of 159 amino acids. The transcript has a single exon. NCBI's taxonomy places the organism in Eukaryota, Fungi, Ascomycota, Eurotiomycetes, Eurotiales, Aspergillaceae. The record is from RefSeq and is a predicted model, not a curated record.
AUGCGCAUUCUCGUCGGAGUCGGGAUCUUCAAAGAGAUCGACAUCAACGAGUACACUCACACUUCGCUUUCGCGUGCAUUUUGUCUCGAAGUACUGGUGGGAGAGGGUGUCUUGUUCGACUUGUUCCCGACUUCUCGGAACCACUGCCCGACCUCCCGGCGAAAUUUCAAGACGCAUGGCCCGGAAGAGCUAUUCGAUUUGCGGAAGAAUCCGUUCGCCUUCAAUGCUGGACAUGAGGACAAGACGUAUUUUGAGGCUCUUGAUCUGGACCCUAAGCAGCGAACGCUUUGGGAUUUUACACUGCAGAAUAUUAAAAAGAAUUUUCCGAUUUUGGGAAUGUUCCCUAUCGAAAAUUUGGAAGAAUCUCGGCCAUGUUGGCGGAAUCGCGAGGAAUUGGGCGAUCUUUGGUCUAUAUUGAAUAAGAACUCGGUCGUCAAAAAUGUCGCAAGGCAGACUCUGCGUCUCUGCGAUCAGGCCUGA